Molecule: messenger RNA, 1254 nt
Organism: Glycine soja
Lineage: Eukaryota; Viridiplantae; Streptophyta; Magnoliopsida; Fabales; Fabaceae
Product: expansin-A4-like
Exons: 2
Coding region: 24-797 (257 amino acids)
Biological process (GO): plant-type cell wall organization
Cellular component (GO): extracellular region
Source: RefSeq, a predicted model, not a curated record
AUAAAGCAGAGAAGAAUAAGAAAAUGGGUGUGUUCAGUACAGUGCUGCUGUGCCUUAUGUCCCUAAUGUGGAUGGUGGAUGCUCGAAUUCCAGGCGUAUACUCUGGCGGCGCUUGGCAAAAUGCUCACGCUACGUUCUACGGAGGAUCCGAUGCUUCCGGCACCAUGGGUGGAGCAUGUGGGUACGGGAACCUGUACAGCCAAGGGUACGGAGUGAACACUGCAGCGUUGAGCACGGCGCUCUUCAACAGCGGGCUGAGCUGCGGAGCGUGCUUCGAGAUCAAAUGCGCAAACGACAAGCAGUGGUGUCACUCCGGCAGCCCUUCCAUCUUCAUCACCGCCACCAACUUCUGUCCCCCUAACUACGCUCUUCCAAACGACAAUGGCGGCUGGUGCAACCCUCCUCGCCCUCACUUCGACCUCGCCAUGCCCAUGUUCCUUAAAAUCGCCGAAUACCGCGCCGGCAUCGUGCCUGUCGCCUUCCGCAGGGUGGCAUGUAGGAAGCAUGGUGGGAUCAGGUUCACAAUAAACGGUUUCCGUUACUUUAACCUGGUUUUGAUCAGCAACGUAGCGGGUGCAGGGGAUAUCGUGCACGCCUACGUUAAGGGAUCACGAACGGGGUGGAUGCCAAUGAGCAGAAACUGGGGACAGAACUGGCAGUCAAACGCCGUUUUGGUGGGUCAGGCUUUGUCCUUCAGAGUCACCGCCAGUGACCGUCGCUCUUCCACCUCUUGGAACAUUGUUCCAUCAAAUUGGCAAUUUGGUCAAACUUUCACUGGAAAGAACUUCCGUGUCUGAACACCCCCUUUACUUUCUUAAGAUAUAUAAAAUACAAGUUUAUUUUCUUUUUCUUUGGGUUCCCACCAUUUAUCUAUUUCCUGAUCUUUUUUACUGCAGAGGAAGAAACAAAAAAAUAGUCAGUGACAAGUUUUUUUACUUUUGCUUCUCAUUGGUGGGUUUCAUUUUUUUAAUUAAUGUAUAAUUGAUGAUUCCCGGGUGAAGUUUUGCGUUCCGAUUAGUGUAGGAAAUGCUGAAGCGGCUAAGCAAAAAGGGUAGCCCGCGGCUAAAUUUUACAGAAUGAUGCUAUUGUAUUAACUAAUAUAUAUUGUUCCGUCAUGGAUCUAGGAAGCGUGCUUUACUUUACGCAAAAGCUCAGAUGGGAACAGUAUUUGGUUUGUUUGGGUGGGGUGUAUAAUGUUUGUCGGAAAAACCCAGCUGCAGACUUGUCUGGGAUUUAAUGCGUGUUUGUCAAAAA